ACAAUUACCCGAAGGUGUCCAAUGGGACUUUGAUGUCGAGAAUUGGCUAAAUCCGUACCAAGUGUCACACUAUGCGAUGGACAUCUUUGAGUAUCUGAAAGAACGAGAACGCCUAUUCCCCAUCGGCAAUUACAUGGAUCGGCAAGUAUGCCUCUCGCCAUGGCGAGGGGCGAGGGAAUGGAUGAGAGCGCUACUGGUCGAUUGGAUGGUCGAGGUGCAGGAGUCGUUUGAGUUGAAUCACGAGACCUUAUAUCUGGCUGUAAAACUGGUCGAUCUAUACCUAACAAAGAUGACAGUCGGGAAAGAGACUCUACAACUGCUGGGCGCUGCGAGUCUUUUCAUAGCGAGCAAGUUUGACGAAAGAAUACCACUAAUGGUGGAAGAUUUGUAUAUAUGUGACGGCGCUUACACAAAAAGGGAGCUGAUCAAAAUGGAAAUAAAUAUUUUAAAAAUAGUCAAUUUUGACCUAGGAAUACCUCUCUCUUACAGAUUUCUUUGGCAUUAUGCCAGGUGUGCCAAGGUGUCUAUGCCCACGUCAACUCUGGCUCGGUACAUACUGGAACAUUCUCUGAUGGAUUAUACAAUGAUCAGGUUUAGCGAUAGUAAAAUGGCAGCGGCGGCGUUGUUACUCGCGUUGCUAAUGAAGGACUUGGGAGGAUGGAAUCCAACAUUAGAAUACUAUAGCGGUUAUAAACUUAACGACAUAAGAGAUAUUUGCAAUCUUUUAAACCAGAGCUUGCAUAGGAAACACGAAGAAGCAUUAAAGACUGUCCACAGCAAGUACAGCCACAAGUAA
Messenger RNA from Temnothorax curvispinosus, 796 nucleotides. RefSeq names its product G2/mitotic-specific cyclin-B3-like. The transcript is spliced from 3 exons. Gene Ontology annotation, cellular component: nucleus; cyclin-dependent protein kinase holoenzyme complex; centrosome. Lineage: Eukaryota; Metazoa; Arthropoda; Insecta; Hymenoptera; Formicidae. The annotation marks the transcript as partial. Gene Ontology annotation, molecular function: cyclin-dependent protein serine/threonine kinase regulator activity. Gene Ontology annotation, biological process: regulation of cyclin-dependent protein serine/threonine kinase activity; mitotic cell cycle phase transition. The record is from RefSeq and is a predicted model, not a curated record.